AUGGCGGUGGCGGGCGGGCCGGGGAGUGCGGGAGGUGGCAGAGCAGCGGAAACGGGAGACGUGGCUGCUCCUGCGGUCGUGGAAGGGAACGAUGGGCCGUCAGUGGUUGCAUUAGGCGGCGGAGCUGCGCCAUGCAGUAGCUCGGAAGCGGGAGGCUGCGGUGGGGAAGGCACGGCUUGGCUCGGGGCCGCGGUGGCGAGCGGCGGCGGCAGGAGCGGGAAGGCGACCACGGGCGGCAGCGGGGCAGCCUCGUCAGCGGGAGAUGAUCCCGGGGUGGCGGGAGGCAGGAGGAGCGGCAUGGAGGCGGCGAGAAUCUGUUGCCGGGGGGCCAUGGCGAGCGGUGGGCUAGUCGGUGGCUGGACCGCGGCGUGCAUCCGCUGGGAGCUCGUAAGCUGGGCUGGGGUGGCUGCCGCCCCGGCGGGCAGGGGCGCCGCUGACGGGAGGCUGGGCUGGAGCGGCGGCAGGCACGGGAGGGGCUGCAGCCACCGGUUUAGCCGCCGCGGCGCCGGUACGGGAUGGGUUGCGGGGCUGGGGCGCCCCGGUCCCAGCGCAAGCGGCGCUGCGCUGGGACUGGAGGAUUGAGCCGAAACGCCGGCAGGGACGGGGUCAGCCAUAGGCGUCUGCUCUGCCGCGGGGACCGUGGGCAGCUCGGGGUGUGCUGCAUGCGCUUGAAUGGCAGGAUAGGGGGGCAGGGUUCCCGCGGUAACGUGCAGAAGGGGCGCUGGGGACGACAGCGCGGCGGAGGCGGACGGGGCUUGGACCACCACCGGCGCUGGACUCGCGGCGGGAGAAGAGCUCGGGGGGGCGACCGCUGCGGGCAUCCCCCGUGCAGCAAACAACGCAACCAGCGCCCUGCAAGCUGGGACCAGCUCCGCGGCAGCCAUAUCCCGGCGGGAAAUACUAUUAAAGAGCUUAAUUCCAACUGUGUCCCGAAAGUCUCUGGUAAAGACGGCUGAACGGUCAGCAUUUGGGAAAUUAAUUAAAGUCCAUUCUAAGAGGUUUUUUAACUCCUGUUUCGGUAAUUGACUUGGCAUAGAACUCAAUAAAUGCUUUAGUUGCUUAUAGAGA
Haemorhous mexicanus (house finch) is the source of this 1068-nucleotide messenger RNA. RefSeq lists its product as uncharacterized. The record is from RefSeq and is a predicted model, not a curated record. The transcript is spliced from 2 exons. NCBI's taxonomy places the organism in Eukaryota, Metazoa, Chordata, Aves, Passeriformes, Fringillidae. Bases 516 to 956 code for a protein of 146 amino acids.